This is a messenger RNA of Penicillium angulare, 717 nucleotides long. Its product is annotated as class I glutamine amidotransferase-like protein. Gene Ontology annotation, molecular function: glyoxalase III activity. The record is from RefSeq and is a predicted model, not a curated record. NCBI's taxonomy places the organism in Eukaryota, Fungi, Ascomycota, Eurotiomycetes, Eurotiales, Aspergillaceae. The transcript has 2 exons. Bases 1 to 717 code for a protein of 238 amino acids.
AUGCCUGCCCGUCGAGCCCUUAUCUCAGUCACUUCGGCUAGCGCCCCUUUGUUCAGCGGCAAGGAGACAACCGGCCUCUUCAUCAGCGAAGCCCUUCACCCUUACAAAGUACUCGUGGCAGCUGGCUUUGAAGUGGACUUGUCUUCCGAGACUGGUAGCUACACACCUGACUGGCUUUCCCAGCAACCCGACUUUCUCAAUGGUGAAGACCUAGAGACCUGGACCAACACCAACAGUGACUUCCGAAAGAAGCUCGACAAUAUGAUCAAGGCUAGUGAUCUGGAUGCCUCGAAGUAUGGCCUAUUUUAUGCCUCCGCUGGCCAUGCCGCUUUAAUUGAUUACCCUACCGCCACUGGACUGCAGCACAUCGCCGAGCAAGUAUGGGCUAACGGUGGUGUUGUCGCUUCUGUUUGCCAUGGACCUGCAAUCUUCGCCAAUAUCAAGGACCUUGCUACCGGAGAGCCGAUAAUCAAGGGAAGAAAACUCACUGGGUUUACAACUGAGGCUGAAAAUACCAUGGGCAUAAUGGGUGAACUGCGGGCAUUGCACACCGAGAUGGUGGAGGAGCUUUCUCAACGGUUGGGCGCGACUUACGAACGCUCAAGCGGUAUUUGGGAUGACUUCCACAUCGUCGAUGGACGAUUGGUCACCGGUCAAAACCCUGCCAGUGCUGCCUCCACCGCUGAAGCAGCUGUGGAAGUUUUUGACAAGCUUUGA